GCACUCCAGCUCUGGCGCAAUCGCUCCGACACGCCGGGGGAGCGGAGACGCAAAACGCAGGACCUCAGCGAUGGAGCAGUGACAAGAGGCAACUGUGAGACUCCCCCGUCGGAGAAAACAAAUCACAGUCACCUACAUGACCAAAGAAACGAGCCCGGCAACGAGAAACGUAAGCGUAACAAUCAUGCAAUUCAAGUACCGACGAAUUUGAGCGACCGCUUCUCCUUCAAGGUUACGCCGCUUGAAGACGCCCCGACAUCCCGACCCCCCCCCCCCUUGUCGCUCAUCAGCUGGCGAACGUCGCCGCGGUUGCCGACCACCAUGUCCGUGGAAGAUCGGGGAUACCCCGACGCGAUGCUGCUGCUGGAGGCCGGGCCGGAGUGGAUGCGGGCCGAGAUCGAGCGUCUGGCCCGGGAGCUGGGUGAGACCACGAACGAGAAGAUCCAGGCGGCGGAGUACGGGCUGGCGGUGCUGGAGGAGAAGCAGCAGCUCAAACAGCAAUACGACGACAUGGAGAUGGAGUACGAGGCCGUGCGGCAGGAGCUCGACCAGCUGAAGGAGGCCUUCGGACAAGCCCACUUUAACCACAGGAAGGUGGCUGCAGAUGGGGAGAGUCGCGAGGAGUCUCUUAUCCAGGAGUCGGCCUGUAAGGAGGCCUACUACGAGCAGAGGGUCCUGGAGCUGCAGACCGAGCUCCGCCAGGCGCGCAACAUCCUCACCAACACCCAGUCUGAGAAUGAACGUCUGAACACCAUCUCCCUGGAGAUGAGAGAGAACAGCCAGAUGGUGGAGCUGCAGAGGAAUCAGCUGCGCGAUGACAUCAAGGAAUACAAGUUCCGGGAGGCUCGACUGCUGCAGGACUACACCGAGCUGGAGGAGGAGAACAUCUCGCUGCAGAAGCAGGUCUCCAUGCUCAAACAGAGCCAGGUGGAGUUUGAGGGUUUGAAGCAUGAGAUCCGUCGUCUGGAGGAGGACACUCAGUUCCUGAACAGCCAGCUGGAGGAUGCCAUCCGCCUGAAAGAGAUCGCUGAGCGUCAGCUCGGGGAGGCCCUGGAGACCAUCAAGACCGAGCGUGAGCUCAAAGCUUCCCUGAGAAAAGAGCUUUCCCACUACAUGAGCAUCGGAGACACUCUCUAUCACAGCCCACUCAGCAUCUCUCUGGAUGGUCUCAAGUUCAGCGACGAUGCCGGCACUGAGCCCAACAACGACGAGGCUCUCCACGGGUAUGAGAAUGGCUUCACUAAACUGGCCAAUGCCAUCGCCGAGGACAACCGCGUCUCAACGCCCAGGAAGGAGGACUUGUUCUGCCCUGCGCCCAGCCUCGUGGACGACCUGCUGAGCGAACUUAACAUCUCAGAGAUCCAGAAGCUCAAACAGCAGCUGAUACAGAUGGAGCGUGAGAAGGUCAACCUGCUGUCGACCCUGCAGGACUCCCAGAAACAGCUAGAGCAGGCUAACGGGGCUCUGUCAGAUCACCAGGAGAAGCUCAACCGCCUCACGGAGAACCUCAGCGCCAUCCGCAAGCUCCAGGCCAGCAAGGAGCGCCAGUCUGCCUUGGACAACGAGAAAGAACGCGAUAGCAACGAAGACGGAGACUACUACGAAGUGGACAUCAACGGACCUGAGAUCCUAGAGUGCAAGUACAAGGUUGCUGUGUCUGAGGCAGGCGAGCUAAAGGAGGAGCUAAAGACUCUGAAAGCCGAAUACCAGGCCUGUCAGUCACGUUACGAAGAGGAGAGCACCCGUCUGGAGAACGACGUCACAACACUGGGAGAGAAGCUGGCGACUUUGGAGAAGAGCAGUCAGGCCGAGAAAAAUGAGAAGACCAAGUUGGAGAAGGAGCUCCGCAAGUUGAGCGACGUGGCGGGCGAGUCCCAAGGCAGCCUGAGCGUGGCACAGGACGAGCUCGUCACCUUCAGUGAAGAACUGGCCACCCUCUACAACCACGUCUGCAUGUGUAACAACGAGACGCCCAACCGUGUAAUGCUCGACUUCUACAAGGAAGGUAAGGGUGGUCGGAGCAGCCCAGAGGGCCGUGGCCGUCGCUCUCCCAUCCUGCUCACCAAGGGCCUGUUCCCCGAGCCUGGUAAGGCUGACCUCAGCGAUGGCUCCCCCUCUUCAGUCUCCUCCCUGCCCUCUCCUGUGUCCGACCACCGGCGCGAGCCAAUGAACAUCUACAAUCUGGUGGCCAUCAUCAGGGACCAGAUCAAGCACCUGCAGCUCGCCGUGGACCGCACCACUGAGCUGUCGCGCCAGAGGGUGGCGUCUCUGGAGCUCGGCACCGUGGCCGACAAGGACAAGGAAGCCUGCAUGGAGGAGAUCCUCAAAUUAAAAUCCCUGCUCAGCACCAAGAGGGAACAGAUUGCCACCCUGAGGACUGUCCUCAAAGCCAACAAGCAGACAGCUGAAGUUGCUCUGACCAAUCUGAAGAGCAAGUACGAGAACGAAAAGGCCAUGGUGACCGAGACCAUGAUGAAGCUGAGGAACGAGCUCAAAGCCCUGAAGGAAGACGCUGCCACCUUUUCCUCUCUCCGAGCUAUGUUUGCCACUCGUUGUGACGAGUAUGUCACCCAGCUGGACGAGAUGCAGAGGCAGCUUGCUGCAGCGGAGGAUGAGAAGAAGACCCUCAACUCGCUGCUGCGGAUGGCCAUCCAGCAGAAACUGGCCCUGACGCAGCGCCUGGAGGACCUGGAGUUCGACACCGAGCAGAUCCGCCGCGGAGGCACCGCCAGCCGUGCUAGGACCCGCAGCAAGGCCGCCAGUGCGGCCGCCGCCGCCGCCGCUGCCACCAACAACCCCCACGUAAGUCAGAGUCUCUCCUGCUCUGGCUCCGGCCGACCAGAGCACAACAAUGCUGUGCCCAACGGCAUUCUGGGAGGCCCGGUGGUCUUUUGCAGCGAGAAGUACAAGAUCUACUGUGACUGAGGCGUCCGAGAAUUCUGCAAGGGACUGCUGUGUACAAAGGGGAGGGAGCCUCCCUGCCUUAGUGUUUAAGAGCCCCACUCGCUCGCUUAGCUCCCUGGCCAGCCUGCGCUCCUCUAGGGACUGCUGUGUGACUAACCGGCUGCUCGUGUGUGCUAGUGUAAACGCUUAGGGGAAUGCAGAUAUAUGUACAGUGUGCACUAGACUUUUGGACUGUAGUAGACAUAUAUGGCAUGUGGAUUAUGAGGCCCCGGUUAUAUUGGGGGUUCUGUGGAUAUUAUGGAGUGUCUAUUCUUUCCGCUGUCACGGUGCCGUACGUAUGAUGUAAAAGGUGGCAGCUUCUGUGCUCGUUUGUUCUGCCCCCUGAGUGUAUUGCCUGGUAACAGUAACACAUUGUGGGGGUGGGGACUUGUGAAGGAGGAUGUCAAUAUGAGGCUCUAGUAACUCAAUAUGACAUCCUCUGCUCUUCGGCUCGUCUGUUGGCAUCGGUGCUCCUUUAAAAGAAAGAUAGAAGCCCCCUUCUCUCCUCUGCCUCUCCGUCCUGGUCCCCCGGGACCGACCUGUGUCCAGUCGCCCACUGCCUAAUCAGGUCACUCUUAAAUGUUUACAAGAAGAAAAAAGGAACUAAAAUAUGCAAACUCCCCCUGCUUUCUUGCACGGGGAGCUCAGUGUGAUUCUACACCGAAAUUCAAAAACUCACGGGUGGGCGUUGUGAUGUGAUUGUUCGGGCAGAGAAGGAGCACCUGUGACCACAGGUGUUUAUAUCAGGAACAUUUUAAAGCUGUGAUGGUAGCACACCAGUACAACGGGGUUGGUAGAGAUGCAUGGCUUUUGCAGCUAAAAAUGCUUAUGAGCUUUUUACCUGUUUUUCUUUUGUUGGGUGUGUGGUAUAAGAAAAUGUACUACAGGGCUCUACAUUGUAAAACAAAACAAAAAGUGGAGUUAUUUGGUGUCUGGUGCGAUACGGGAGGGCUACUUGUUCCACGUGACCCAUUCCGUUGCGUUGGAUUAUUUCAGAGCCAUAUUCUGAGAGAGAGAGAAAGUUUGACAAAUCGAUCUCCAUACCCAAAUUAAGUGCACUUCAGCAUAGGUGCCUCAGGUUCCUACUUCUGUUGUAAUGGAUAUAAUGGUUACUGUGAGCAGAGAUUCACUAUAGUUUUGAUUAAAGAUUCUUUUUUAUACGGAGCAAAAUCAUGGAAGAGCACAAAUCCAAAAUGCACCCACAAACAAAACCACCCGACCACACGGCAAAAGUGCCUGUCGACCCAAACACUUGAUAUGUUCAUCCGUUGAUGUAAAGCCCUGUCCGUGUGUCUCAGCUUGAGCUAACACUGUCCUCUCUUUUCCUUCUCUCCCUUCUCCUUGUUCUAAGAAAUCUUUCAGAGGUCUCCUGUAAUUUCUGUGUGGUUGAACAACACCUUCCUCAUGUGUCUGACCUGUGUCUUGUCGCUCGGUCGCCAUAACGACCUUCUCUCCUGUAGAUUGUCAGCAGCUUGCUCUCCCAGCAUCGCCACACACCCUUUAAAUAGAAUGAGGAUUUGCCGGGGGGGGAACGUGCCCUCGGAAUAUUUUUGUCAGGUAACGUCCUCACAUAUUUUGUGUUCCUGAUUUUUUUCGUAUUAUUUUUUGCCUGUGUGUAUAUCAGCAUUGAAAUGAGGGGCCCUCAUUGUGUGUAUUAUGUUUUUUAACCUUUGCAAAUGUAGGGUCGCUCAUUUCUUUUCCUUUAUUUUGGUGUGUGAGGACAAAGCGAUGUGCUGUUUUAGUAUCAACAAUAGCUUUAACCCCUCGCAAGCUAUAGCAUUACGCAAAUAGAAAAAAAAAUAUGAGUGGGGCUUGUGUUUUAAAUCCAUGUAUUUGCUUGUGGAUCGUAGACACAUUAGCUUUAUGAUGCUGAAAGCAGGGUUGAUGUGAGGAAAUCCUGCAAGAUUUAUCAAAUUAGGAGUUUUCUACUACAACUAAGCUAUAUAUUACUCUCUAUAUUCUUAAUAUGAUCAUGUUCAGGUUAUAAUCUUGCAGGAUCCUACUACAGUAUUCCUUCCUCUGGAAUAUGAAGAGGAGUCCGCAGUCAACCCUGCUUGAGUGGGCAUCCAUAAGCCACAGCACACAGCAUGGAGACAAGGCUAUCGUACACGUUAAGGAAAAAGAAAAAGCAACCUCCUUUAGAGGUCGAUCACUCUUAUGAUUCACUUCACUUACAAGUGCGAUACAUUCUGUUUCUAUCAGUUUGCGCUGACAGAGAAAAAAGGUUUGGGGAGUAGAGGAUGGAGAACUACUCGUGUUGUAAAGCAGCUCCUGAGAGAGCAGAUAAGAAAGCUAGACGUGCUGGUGAGGAGGGCCAGAUGUCCGACUGAGAGCUGACUCAUUCUGGGGUGAAAUGAGGGAGAAACUCCUGGUAACUUUUGGAGGAAGAGUUAAAAAAAACAAAAAACUAGUUGCUCAAUCAAACAGUGACAUUGAUUCAAAUUAGUCGAGCCCCUAUAACCCCUUCCCCUUGUAUAGGCUCAUUGGAAUCACUGAACAGUAGAUAGACCCCAGGAUGUGAUCGUAAGGAGAAUCCCCCCUUUCAACAGACGAAUCCCCACUUUCGCUCCACCUAGUUUGAAAUCAAUUAUCUGGCUCAGCAUGCCACCUAAAAGGCUCCUCCUACCUCCGCUUGCAGGCUCCGCCCAGUUCACCUUUAAGUUUGACUUCGCACGAUGCAUCUAGUUUCUGGUUUCGUGUAAGCCUGCAUGUCAAAAAACAACAACAACAAUGACAACAACAUUUACUCAUUUUCCAUUAACUUGCAUGGCACAAGAGAAACACCCAUCUCCUUUGACCUUGGUGGUCGGAUGCUGCCGCAGCUCUGUCCUGCGACUGAAGGGUCACGGUCCUCGUGAGUCGUUGGCUUCCUAACUGCACCCGCAGGGUAACGUGUGUUGAGUGUGCGUUCACGUCAGCUCCUCCCGGAACAUAUUGGUGAAGUUGAUUCAGCACAAACACUCCACUGGUUCUCCCUAACAUGGGCUCCUGUCGCUUUGACUAACCACAGCCGCCGUUUGCCGCUUGUGUGGCCUCAGUUGCUCUAAAACUGACCAAUAAUGCUAAUGCUGAUCAUUUGUUUGUUUCUCCAUUUUGCAGUAAAUUACAGUAGUUCUGCGCGGAUGACCAGCUACCGACACAAGGUCCAUUCUCACAGCUGAGCUGAUUGAGUUCACCCAACAGAGUUAGCCCUGUAGACUAUUUGGACUCGAAGACAAAAAUAAAUGCCAUAACAACAACAAAACAAAAAAAGAAAAUGUUGAAAUAUUCAAGUCAGUUCAACUCUCCUUCCUUUUACUUUAAAACACUAAAAAGGUGAUUCAUACUACACAUGCUGCUGCUGCCAGAAGCCAAUUUCUCACAAGUUCAAUGAUGUGAUUGACCUUUCCGAUCCAGAGGUUGUGAUUGGCUGAUCUAGUCCUCCAAUGAGAAGCCAGGGGAGAUGGGGUUUUUUUCUCAAUGUAAAUCACAAUGUUAUUUUUUGUUGUUUGAGGGGUUUUUUUUGUUUUUUCCUAAAUCUGUGCACUUUCAUUAUAUAGGAUUAUAUCAGACUAUUAUUAACCUAUAGGAAAGCGUAGUAGUGCUGUGGUUUGUGAGUAAUUCAGUAUAGAUUAUAAAACUCUAGGAUUAUACGUCCUCCUGAAUAAUCUGAAUUUUAAGAGACUAUUUACUCCAGUAAGGGCUUCACAAACCACAGACCUACUAUCACGACUUAUCCUCGAGACUUUUAUCCAUGGAAUAAUCAUUCUGAAAUUGUUUUGUUACAUCAUUUGUUAUGUUGUCGGUUUUCUUUUAUGUUUGUUCUACUGCCAUGUUCUCUACAAACAAAAAAAUCCAGGGUGAUCAAAUUCUGGGGUUUUUUCGUGUAUUUAUUAUUCCUAGGAAUAGCUCAAAAUAACACAGUCAAACUUGACGACGCUCUGACUCGAGUAGGUAAGUUGUGUUUUGGGGAAAAAUUUUGCGCGAUAUGAAAAGCUUUUCCUGAGCUUCUUACCGAGGGCGUUCCACUGAAACGCGAUCACUGACUCCCAGAAUUCUCUGCAAGUGUGACAAUUAAAUUCCAAAUUGGAAUUGUUUCAUUCUCUCCUUUUUUAUCGUGCCAAAUCUUGGCACACCAUUUAGGUUGCAAAGAACCGAGACUCGGAAAGAAGACAAGCCGUCACUUAGAAAGGUGUAAUUCGGGGCCAUGGCUCUCCACGCGAGGGCCGGGGUUUUGUUUGGGGUUUGUUUAGUUCUUCGUUUGUGACCAGUAGUGCCUUUCAUUGUUUCAAGGGAGAAUCUUAGACUAGUGUUUUAUGUUUCCUUUUUUAUAUGUAGGUGAGGACCUUGGGUUCAAAAAUGACUGUGAGCAGCAAUAAAUGCAAAGGGAAUGUCCACCCUUUCUGCAUGAGUGAGGUGAUAGUUUUAAAAUUAGCCCAAUAAAACUGAAAUUGUGUUGAAUUCUGCGGGUCAGUGAUCCAUUCGAUAAAUUCAGGGGUUUUGAAAGAAAUAGUUGUUUUUUUAUCAAACGUUGGGAACCAAAAGAAAUCGACUUUGGCCUCCUGUUGUUGAACAAAAUGCUCCCAUCAUCUGUAACGUGUUGGGUCAGAUCAGUGUACUAUUGGAAACAUCUACGCAUCUCUAGCUUUGUUUGGUGAAGGUAAUGUGACAUCAAUAGUAUUGUUGAACAAAAAAAAAUGUGCAGAGCGCAUCUGAACUUUCUUUUUGUCCAAUUUGUUUUGUUUGUUGGUUUCUGUUUUUUUUAUUGAACCUUUUUUUUUUUUUUACAUCAUUUUUGAGCAUUAUGUUUUCAGGAAACAGAAAACAAAAUGGGCAUCAACAAGCUUGAAUAGUGCCAUUACAGCCAAUGCUUGUUUGUUGAGGCGUUAAAGUUACGAAUAUGGACGAGAAGCUAAAAAGAAAUAAAGUGCAAUUCAGACUCAGUUUUUACAUUUAAAGAAGAAAGAAAGUUUUCUGUUUGCUGGAAGCGAUAGCUUUGUCAUAAUAAAAUUAGCUGUGCAAACUUGAUAUUGUCAUAUUGUGUUUCAGUAUUUGAUCCAUAAUGAGGGUUUGAUAUCUUUAUAUGAAAUAACGACUUCACCUGUAUGUUGGUAUUUAUUUGAAUUGUCAUGCAGUACUGUAUUCUUAUCAAUAAUGUGCAUUAUGAUUAGUGGCAUAUUCAUUACAGCUAAAUGUCAUAUGCAUGUUUCUCAGUCAUGGGACCUUUACACAGAAUUGAAAACAAACGCAAAAACUUUUCAGGGUGUUUAAAAUAAAAACAAACGGGGGGGGGGGGAGAACAGACUAUAUUUAAGUCUGAUGUAUUACUGCUGAAUUAAUCCUAUGAAAGUGUUUUGUUUGUUUUCCAGUAGGGAGGUGGUAUGUCUGUGUAAAGGUAGUCAUACUGGCUAAAAUCAAUAAAGAUGACUUAAGUUUCAA
Molecule: messenger RNA, 8361 nt
Organism: Scophthalmus maximus (turbot)
Lineage: Eukaryota; Metazoa; Chordata; Actinopteri; Pleuronectiformes; Scophthalmidae
Product: protein bicaudal D homolog 2
Exons: 10
Coding region: 322-2925 (867 amino acids)
Biological process (GO): microtubule anchoring at microtubule organizing center; regulation of microtubule cytoskeleton organization; protein localization to organelle
Cellular component (GO): Golgi apparatus; cytosol
Molecular function (GO): dynein complex binding; cytoskeletal adaptor activity; dynactin binding
Source: RefSeq, a predicted model, not a curated record